This is a messenger RNA of Cyprinodon tularosa, 584 nucleotides long. Its product is annotated as calpain-12-like. Gene Ontology annotation, biological process: proteolysis. The record is from RefSeq and is a predicted model, not a curated record. Gene Ontology annotation, molecular function: calcium-dependent cysteine-type endopeptidase activity. Lineage: Eukaryota; Metazoa; Chordata; Actinopteri; Cyprinodontiformes; Cyprinodontidae. The transcript is spliced from 3 exons. Gene Ontology annotation, cellular component: cytoplasm. The coding region runs from base 75 to 584 and encodes 169 amino acids.
CCGGUGGGCAGGGCCUCCAGGUGUUUUUAUCUACCUGCAGAGCGGUGCUCAGGUAAACACUGCCCUGCUUCAAGAUGAUCAAGUCCCUCAGCGUGUCCUCUGAAAACUCGCUGCCUCCGCCGGACAGCGAUGACUUGGACUCGGUGUGUUCCGAUGAGCUGAUGGGCUCCCAGUCCCGCCACUGGCUGGCGGACCUGAUGGCCUCAGACAUGCCCUCAGACAGCGGGGAACUGGGCUCCGUGGGCCGGGACGGUCUCUACGUGGACUACACCUUCCCCGUGGGAGACCUCGAGAUGAAGUCUGGAGUCAGGUGGAAGCGACCGAAGGAACUCUGUAUGUCACCAAAGUUCAUAGUGGAUGGAGCUUCAAGACUUGAUAUCUGCCAGGGAAAACUGAGUGACUGCUGGGUGCUCUCCGCUAUAGCAUCUCUGGCUAUACACCCCAACCUGCUCAAGAAGGUUGUGCCUCUCACUCAGAGCUUCGAGAAGGACUACAAUGGCAGCUUCACCUUCAGAGUAUGUAUUUAUACUAUAAGUACAUUUAUACGAUCCAAUCAUGGGGUGUUUGCGUCUCAAUGUGUCUAG